AUGAAGAAAAAGGCAGGACCCAAAAAGAAGGCAAAGACCAAGCAUGCUGCCCCAAUCAAAGCAGAGGACGACUGGUUGGGAAGUCAGGCCGAAGGAGAAGAUGAGCUGGGCAUCGGCAGUGAGGAUGAACCGGAGGGCGCGGAUGAGGCUCUUGAAGAGCUGGAUGCCGCAGAGGCGGAUGAUGACGAAAAUGAUUCUAUGGACAGACUGGAUGACACCAACGAGGGUGGUGAUGCCCAGCUCGGGUCACGUAUCCUGGCACGAGUUGCUGAAGGCAAGCAGACGGAUCUCAACGCUCUGAAGCAAGAGAUACAGGAUGAUGCCAGCCUCUUGAGCCAGUGGCGGAAGGCGCAGGAGUUGGGUGAGAAGCGCACGCGGGAAGAGGUCUUUAAAGGCCUGGUCUCGAACUGCUCCACGUACUUCGGAUACUCUGAAGAGCUGGCCGAGUACUUCCUGCAGAUGUUUAGCCCAGAGACAGCCAUCAAAUUUUUCGAGGCGAAUGAGCAGCAGCGCCCUUUGACAUUGAGAACAAACACGCUCAAGGCACGGCGCUCGUCCUUGAUGCAGGCACUUACACAGCGCAAGGUCCAAGUGGAUCCAAUCGGAAACUGGACCAAAGUGGGAUUGAAGGUCUAUCAAUCUCAAGUCCCUGUUGGAGCAACACCAGAAUACUUGGGCGGCCACUACAUGAUCCAGAGUGCCUCCUCUUUUAUUCCGGUCAUGGCACUGGCUCCGCAACAGGAUGAGGUGGUCUUGGACAUGGCUGCAGCGCCUGGUGGCAAGACAACGUACAUAGGCCAGCUCAUGCGAAACACCGGCACGCUAUUUGCCAAUGACCUGCGCAAAGACAGAUGCAAGGCCCUUGUGGCCAACGUGCACCGUUUGGGAUUGACAAAUGUCGUGGUGACAAAUCUGGAUGGCAAGAAGCUGUCGAAGAUGUUGCCCCGCCUGGACCGU
This is a messenger RNA of Symbiodinium pilosum, 957 nucleotides long. The record is from the annotation of a GenBank genome assembly. Lineage: Eukaryota; Dinophyceae; Suessiales; Symbiodiniaceae.